UAAUGAAGUGCUGUAGCGGUCAGUUUAUUUGUUGUUUCUGUCUCCGUAAUCACUCUCUUCAUGUUUUUAGGAAGUUGAGGGUCACAUACCUAAGGAACACUGAGCCCUCUUUACUUACUGUUAUAAAACCGGGGAAUUUGGUACUGCGUGUUAUGGUUUUCCAAUCCGUCUUAAUGAGGAUCAAGGGUUGUUAUGACGGAUUCUGAGGUUAAAGACUCAAACAAACACCGGUGGUCACUCAGAACUCAGCAGUGCCUCGGACAAAGAGGUCUUCACACUUCAAGGCUCUGAGCGGCGCACCUGGAGAAUACAGUUUCAGUAAAAGCCCAUUCAAGGUAGUAAAUCACUGCGCCUGGUCGUUCAUCACUGAGGGGAAAGAAGGAAGUCAGCGUCACAGUUGGAGGAAGGACGAACGAGCUUCCCUCUGAUCAAGUUCUCUCUGUACCAAAAAAGAUGUCAACCGCUACCGUAGACGGUGUAGGAAGAGGAACCAAACUCUCUAAAGCAUCAAAGGAUCACAAAAAGCUCACGGCAGCUGCCCUGAAAGGAGCCAUCCAGCUGGGUAUCGGUCACGCUGUGGGAAACCUCAGCUCUAAACCAGACAGAGAUGUUCUCAUGCAGGACUUCUCUAUGGUGGAGAGCAUCUUCCUGCCCAGCGAGGGCAGCAACCUGACUCCUGCACAUCACUACCCAGAUUUCCGUCUGAAAACGUACGCCCCGCUGGCCUUCCGCUACUUCAGAGAGCUGUUUGGCAUCAAACCAGACGACUAUCUGUACUCCAUGUGCAAUGAGCCUCUGAUCGAGCUGUCCAACCCGGGCGCCAGCAGUUCCUGGUUCUACCUCACCAGCGAUGACGAGUUCAUCAUUAAGACGGUGCAGCAUAAAGAGGCCGAGUUCCUGCAGAAGCUGCUUCCUGGUUACUACAUGAAUCUGAAUCAGAACCCGAGGACGUUGCUGCCCAAGUUCUACGGCCUUUACUGCAUCCAGUGCAGCGGCCUCACCGUCCGCGUGGUGGUGAUGAACAACGUGCUGCCGCGCGCCAUCAGGAUGCACUACAAGUACGACCUGAAGGGUUCCUCGUACAAACGCCGCGCCUCGCGCAAAGAGCGUGUCAAGGGGUCGCCCACGUUCAAAGACCUGGACUUCCAGGAGAUGCACGAGGGCCUGCACUUCGACUCGGACACCUACACCGCCCUGAUGAAGACCCUGCAGAGGGACUGUCGGGUCCUGGAGAGCUUUAAGAUCAUGGACUACAGUCUCCUGCUGGGGAUUCACGUUGCAGACCGGAAGCCUCUGGUCAGAGAAAACCGAUGUGACAGCAGGAAGGGACAGAAAGUCCUCUACUCCACUGCCCUCGAGUCCAUCCAGGGGAAUGUGAAGGCCCCCGAACCGGUGGCUGAUGAUGAAACAUUGGGUGGAAUUCCUGCCAAACAUAAAGAUGAGAACCUUCUCAUCUUUUUGGGAAUCAUUGACAUCCUUCAGUCCUACAGGUUCAUCAAGAAGGUGGAACACUCCUGGAAAGCUCUUGUACAUGAUGGGGACACGGUGUCGGUUCACAGGCCCGGUUUUUACGCGGACAGAUUUAUGAAAUUCAUGGGCUCGACUGUAUUCAAAAAGAUUCAUCCUAUAAGAGGAGCGUCCUCAAAGAGGAAGAGGAGUUCCAUCUAUGCAGCAAAGUCGGCCUCUCAGGAAUUUCUGUCCCCACCGAAGGAGGAGAAGAAGGAGGAGAAGAAGGCCCAAAGCUUGGACAACCUGGAUGGAAACUUUCACAGUUCCUCCAAGCAACCGGAUCUCCUUCUGAGAGUUUCCUUCGUGUCCACCGGAUAUGAUGAAGAGGAUCUUGAAAACAGUGAAGACCGACGAGACUCCAGUGCAACGAUCGCUCUGGACGAUCCUCUGCCGACUCUCAGCAGGAGCCAAUCAGACACUGACCUGGACGUCUACUUGCGUCACACAGACUCACCCAGGAGACCCAGCUGGAGUUGAUCAGUCGAUUGUGUCCCAGCAUCCAUAAACUUGAGGAGCCACCUGGACGUCUGACCUUUGACCUCCCAGUCCCACAGUGUCGAGACAUCAGGACUUCACAGCGGAGUAAAUCUGACACAAACAUGUUGAUGUCAGUUUCUCCACCGUGACCAUCACUCUGUGCCUCGGUGACUUUCCUCUUUGAGUCGAAGUAAAUGCACCAAAUCACUGAUUCUUAUAUAGAAAGCCCCAUAAUGAAGAGAUGGGGAUGCAGUCUGUGUUUCUGUGUGUUAAGACUUUUAAUAUAAAACACUAUGAAGCUGUUUCUUCUGUUAUUUGCACUUUGCUGCUAAUUUUACAACAGUGCUAACAAAAAAAAUUCUUCUUGGAUGUCUGAAUUUCUGUGCAAAUGUUUAAAUGUUCUCAGCGGCUGGAUCCCUGAGCAGAUUGUCUUGUAUGUUAAUCAGCUACAGGAAAAAAAUAAUGCUGUUAUUUUCACAUCAUAUAAUUACAUAGAUGCGUGUUGAGAUCACUCUGCUGUUGGGAAUCUGAAUGAAAGAUUCAUCUGUUACACAGGGUUUAUACCCUUAUAAACAUCAUGUAUAACUGAUUUUAGAAUCGCAAUUCACAUAAAACAAAUACAUCAAUAUCAUGCUACACAAUUAUUAAUUUAUUUCAUAUUCUCUGGGUAUUUUUUUCUCCAAACACGUAGAAUCUGCUGCCACCAGUACAAAAAGUAUUUGCUCAGCUUCUUGUUAUAACGAGAUGUAUUUCACGUUAUAAUGACAUAUUUUUCUUGUUAUUUCUACAGUAAUAUGCUGUACAGUUUUCAGUCCUUGACCUUUCAUGCAUUCCUGUGUCAUUUCUCAUUUCAUCUUCACUCGGAUUUAUUCAAACUACUGCCUGUUAUAAACUGUUUUGAAUCCUAGAGGUAAAUAAUGACCGUGUUGUACGUUAUGUCUUCUUUUUGCCUUCAAAAGUUUAGAAAUCUGUGCUUUAUAUGUGAUUUAUAGGCCUACUACUGUAUUAUAGCAAUACUUUGAACUUGUAUUUGUGAAAUAAAUUCAUAUUUUAUGUUCUUAAAUAUUCA
Messenger RNA from Sebastes umbrosus (honeycomb rockfish), 3055 nucleotides. RefSeq names its product phosphatidylinositol-4-phosphate 5-kinase, type I, beta a (gene pip5k1ba). NCBI's taxonomy places the organism in Eukaryota, Metazoa, Chordata, Actinopteri, Perciformes, Sebastidae. The transcript has 15 exons. Bases 454 to 1986 code for a protein of 510 amino acids. The record is from RefSeq and is a predicted model, not a curated record. Gene Ontology annotation, molecular function: phosphatidylinositol kinase activity. Gene Ontology annotation, biological process: phosphatidylinositol metabolic process.